AUGUCAUCCAUUCGCAAGCAAGUUGUGGUACUCUAUGCAGAGACGAAGUUGCAGAAAACUAUCGACUUACCAGGUAAUUCGACUGUUGUCAAAGCUAAGGAGGAAGGGAUGGUGGCAAUCAAGGAUCACUUGAAUAAACUUCCUGGUGUGCCGCCUGUCUCCCUAGACCCUGACUGCACCGAUUUUUACCCAGCUCCAAAGGACAAUACUACCAUCAUAGGCAGUCUGACAAGUAAUCUGAUGAUGGUCGUGUACCCGGAGCCUCCUAAGGGACAGCGCCUCACACCCUCGCCCUUUGUCAAUGCUCUUCAAUCCGCCAUUCAUAAAGUAAACGACCUCAAGGCUCAGAAGUCUAAUGUCAAACCAGAGGAAAAUUUUGGGCGUGACAUAGCUCAGUUGAAGCAGGACAAUGCUCAGCUGAGGCAGGAAAAUGCUGAGCUGAGGCAGGAAAAUGCUGAGCUGAGGCAGGAAACUGCUGAGCUGAGGCGGGAAACUGCUGAGUUGAAGCACAACAUCAAAGAGCUGUGUGAUCAAUUGGAUGAAACUACCAGAGCUGUCUUGGGUGAUAAAGUGGCGGUCGAUAAGAUCCGUUGGCGGGUACUCCUUGACAUGGGUCGCGAUCAGCUGGCCGUCAUAUGCAGGCACAAGGACUGGAAAGAGUGGAAAGAGUCAAAGGCCACGUCAACUGCAGGAGAUGAUUUCGCCAUUAGAACCGCGAUGAUGACCGAAGCGGAGAUGAUGCUUCAAGAUUCCACUGACUCGUCAGAAUAUUGGAAGGCUGUCGGGCAGGAUCCUUCGACUCUUGGAUUGCUCAUUCAUCCUAACAACAUCAGGAAUCAGGCAGAUAUUGCAGAGCAUUCUUCAACAGAGAAGGCUAUUGCGGAGAGCGUUCUGGCUCUGGCCACUCUGGGCGACAGGACGCAUAUGAUUGCCAUAUUCUGUGCAAUUUACGACAGCGAACCAUGA
Suillus paluster is the source of this 966-nucleotide messenger RNA. RefSeq lists its product as uncharacterized. NCBI's taxonomy places the organism in Eukaryota, Fungi, Basidiomycota, Agaricomycetes, Boletales, Suillaceae. Bases 1 to 966 code for a protein of 321 amino acids. The record is from RefSeq and is a predicted model, not a curated record. The transcript has 4 exons.